Messenger RNA from Stereum hirsutum FP-91666 SS1, 1177 nucleotides. RefSeq lists its product as uncharacterized. NCBI's taxonomy places the organism in Eukaryota, Fungi, Basidiomycota, Agaricomycetes, Russulales, Stereaceae. The coding region runs from base 6 to 1064 and encodes 352 amino acids. The record is from RefSeq and is a predicted model, not a curated record. The transcript is spliced from 3 exons.
GGGACAUGGUUCAGACGGGCGGACAUGACAGUCCACUGAUGACAGCGGACCUCAGUAACGCCGUGGAGAAGACUUUCUUCUCUGACGGCUCGGACUCAGACUGUGGGUUUGAGUCUGUGUACGGCGACGAGGACGACAAGGUGGUGACAGCGGUGGACACGGACGACAAGGAGAUGUCUAUGCCUUCGCCUCGGGGAGGGAGAGAUAAUCCUCUGGCGACGUCCGAUUCGGAUGUGUGGCCUGAUUCGGACGUGGAGGCAAAGUCUGUGAUGAUUCGGUCAAGAGGGGCUGGUACGAGGAAUAUAAACUCGAAGAGUAAUGUGGAAAGCUCAAAGUCGAGUGGUGCUGUCAUCUCGUCGACAUCCCUUGGCUUGUUGAAUGCCGAAGUUGGGUCCAUGCAGAGCCGUCCUUACAAGGCUGAUGCGACGGCGGCCCACAACGACAAGAACCCCUCCAUCUCGUCAAUAACGACCGAUGCAACCUGCUCAUCAGUCUUAAGCGCACUCCAUGCAGAAGUUGCAUCUGUCCGAUCCAUAGCUGCUCCCCUCAUUUUCACGCAGGCCUCCUCCGUCAUAAUUUCUAGGCGUGGAAGUUUCGAGUCUAUGGCUAUCGCACCCGUUUCUUUAUCCUUGCCCACACGUCCCCUAGGUCACGAUGCAGCGGUGGCCUCGGGAUCGUCCACGACACACCCCAUUGCCCUAUCUCACUCGUUGUUGUGGUCGCCUCCAAGCCCGUUUAGCUGUGAAUUCUCAUCCGCCAUUGCCUCCUGCAACGUCGGCCCCGACAUUGACGGAGAGACGUUCGAUAACUGGCGCUCGUCGUACUAUAGCACCGGAUUUCCGCCCAAUUUCGAGGUUCAUUCGGCGGCGUUCAAGGAGUUUGCGGAGAAGACGAAUAGGGCGUGGACUGCGGGGGCUAGUGGGAUUGUGAGGCGACCGAGGACGAGAAAAGGGAAGAAGGGGGUGAGGAGGUCUGGCAAUGGUGGUGGUAGCGGUAGAAGAGGUGGUGGUGGUGGUAAGGAAAAGAGGAGUGGCUCGAGGUUGAGGAGUGCGUGGUAUGAAUGAUUUUUUUUUCUUUUUGUUGGGCCCGUGUCUGUGUAAUCUCUCUACCUGGAUUUUCUCGUUCGUUUGUGUGUUCGUUCGCUGGUCUGCUUUUUGAUGCUAUCUUUAUGUGAUUU